AUGAUCGCGGAAGACUGCGACAGGUUUCCGGUCGAUCAUGGGGAGGGGCUAGACGUGGCGCGGCAUUUGCGGCGAUGCGCAAUUCAGGAUGCGGUCCGUGCACCAGUGGCGGUGGACAAUGCGAGCUGCAUUGAGGAUCUCUGGCAUGCGACUAUCGCAGGGCUACGGGAAUGGCUGACAGCACGGGGGUUGGCGGAGCAGGCGAAAGCUUCUUUGAAAGAGGCUUUGAAAGGUGGUGCGGAUGGGGGGGGGGGGUGUAGUACGGUGGAGGUGCCUGUGAAUUAUGGUGAGGUGCCGGGUGCUUCUGAUGCUGAUGCGCGGGAGCGGGACGAGGGAGCCGAGCGGCCCGCCGUGGACGUGCCAACACGGGAGGAGUGGAACGUUGACGUGCAGUGGGAGGACAUGGAGGAGCUAUGGAGUUAUGAUGUGCACCCGACGCAGGGUGCGCGACCGGCAUCUUUGGCGAGCACCCUCAUCAUGCUUGCGCACGCGGGCGCGAACGGAAACUCCCAUUUCAUCGGUGGAUCCACUCCUUGGCCCAGCCUAGACACUGGGACCGAUGCGCUUGAUGGAGGCGGAGCUGAUACCGAAGUGCAGAACCCGAAUGCGUUCAGCGAGCCCGAGACACUACCUCGGUGGACUGGUCGCCGAAAGCGUAAACGAGGUGAAGACCAGAUCGAUUCUGGCAAGGAAGAACAAACUGUGGCACAACGCUUAUCCUCCCAUUUCUAUCACGUGAUGAUGCGAUGUGGUGCGAUGAAGAAAGAGGGGCAUCCUAUGACCCCUGCUGACGUGGCGAGGGAGCUUGGGAGCCCACCCAACCACUGGGCAGGUGACCACUCCGGAUGUGGUGGGGUAGGAGAUACCCCACCUCGCUGCGUCAGAGAGGGGUGGGGCAAGGACCAUGCCAUUUACGAGUUUGGGUCAUCGACACACAAGGCGGUUCGUGAGUGGUUCUCCAAGCACUUAAGCCCUGAGAAGGUGGAAUCGUUUGUGCAUGGUGCAUCGAGUUCACUCAACGAGUCGUUUCAUUCUUUGAUCAUCAAGUACGCACCAAAGCGGAUCAGGUUUCAGGGCAGUUUUCCGGCACGAGUCGGUCUCGCGGUUCUUCAUUGGAAUCACGGCAUGGAUCGUCUGGUGACCGCAUAUCGCACGAGAGUCCGGCAGGUGAUGAGGAUCCGACGCGGAUCCAAGGAGCGCAUCUUGACCCCGAUGGAUUGGGGCUGGGUUGAUCGCAUCAUGGGAGAAUGGCAACGAUCACUGCGAUUUGGAGAUAGUGUAGAUGUUGAAGGGACGCCGGACACCUCAGCGACGCCUGCGCAACCGGUCGAGGCUUCGAUCGCACGACCCACGGCAUCCGUACUGCAGCCCGAGACACCAGUGCGCCAAGGCGGGAUGGGGCGUCGAGAGUGCGGCACGUCUCGUGGAUCCGCACGCCGUCGUUUGGGUAAGCAGCGGGGGCGCAAAGUGAAUGGUGUCAUUGAAUCGGUACAUGGCUCUUAG
Messenger RNA from Closterium sp. Yama58-4, 1503 nucleotides. The record is from the annotation of a GenBank genome assembly. Lineage: Eukaryota; Viridiplantae; Streptophyta; Zygnematophyceae; Desmidiales; Closteriaceae.